Messenger RNA from Cuscuta campestris, 869 nucleotides. NCBI's taxonomy places the organism in Eukaryota, Viridiplantae, Streptophyta, Magnoliopsida, Solanales, Convolvulaceae. The record is from the annotation of a GenBank genome assembly.
AUCUGAAUUGAUCAGACAUUUGCCUCUGAAUAGUUAAGCAAUAUACUAGCUCUUAAUGGUUCAGACCUCUUACUGGUUCAGCACUUAAUGGUUCAGACCUCUUACUGGUUCAGCACUUACCUAUUCAGAAGUUGCCAAACAGCCCCUUACAUUCUUUCCAAGAAAAAAGAUGAAAAAAGCCAUGACCAAAACAGCGAGCACCACCUUGUAUCCAUUGGUGGCUAUUGUGAUCUUGGAUUUGACAUGGAAGGCUUUUUGAGACCUUCUGCAAAGGUUCUUGGCACAAAGCUUCCUCAACUCCUCAGCCACAUUAUCGAUCUCUUUGUUGCCUUUCUCCGCCAGCAUCUCAUGCAUUGCCGCCGCAUUUUCCCUCACGCCUUUUCCACCCUCCCCCUAAACCACCGCUUUGAUCACCACCACUAUUUUACGGCGGUGGUGCUUUCCACUGCUGUCCCUGACAACUUCCAUUGCCACCCCUACCUCAGCGCCAGCUUGGCAUUCACGGGCUGGUCGAUUUGCAUGGGCAUGGCAAUGAUAGGGACCCCGUAUUUCAUGCCCUCCAUGACCGAGCUCCUCCCGCAGUGGCUCACAAACCCUCUGAUGCUCGGGUGCUCCAAGAUCUUUGCUUGUGGGGCCACACCUGUGACGACCAAACCUCUAUCCCCGACCCUUUCUAAGAACCCGUCUGGCAAGACAUGUUUGAGAGCGUCAUGGUUUGCUUCUUUGGGAAACCUUAAAACCCAAACGAAGUUAAGGUUGCUAAGGUAGAGAUCAUGAGCGAUCUCAGACAAGUCUUCUUCGGUCAAGAAGUACUCGCUUCCGAAGGAAACGAAUACCAAGAUCAAAACCAAUAAGCUUUAUGGAUGAGU